Cuculus canorus (common cuckoo) is the source of this 1836-nucleotide messenger RNA. RefSeq names its product aladin WD repeat nucleoporin (gene AAAS). The transcript is spliced from 17 exons. Gene Ontology annotation, biological process: nucleocytoplasmic transport. The coding region runs from base 132 to 1679 and encodes 515 amino acids. NCBI's taxonomy places the organism in Eukaryota, Metazoa, Chordata, Aves, Cuculiformes, Cuculidae. The record is from RefSeq and is a predicted model, not a curated record. Gene Ontology annotation, molecular function: protein binding. Gene Ontology annotation, cellular component: nuclear pore.
UGCUCGAAUGGGGCCGCGGCCCCUUUAAAUUCCGGGAGAGCGCGGGCGUGCGCGUUGGCAGGGACGGCGGGGAUUGGCCCUCGGUGCGACCCGUCCGCGCGGGGCGGGAAAAGGAAAGGCUCUGUGACACCAUGUGCACGUUGGGGCUCUUCCCACCGCCGCCGCCCCCCGGGGAAAUCACCCUCUACGAGUUCCACAACACCCUGGUCUGCAGCCGCCAAGAGCAGCUCCCGCUUGCCUUCCAGAGCCAGCUGGCAGACCUGCCCGUCCUCAGCCUGCCCAAGGAAUCGCUCAAGGCUCACAGCCGGCUGGAGCACGGCACGCGCCCGGCUUUCAUCCACCACCACGAGGCCCUCUGGAAGCGAUGCCUCAACACCUGGCGGGACGUGGGGCUCUGCGGGGUGCUGAAAGAGCUCGCCAACGCUGAGGAGGAGGGGCUGCAGUGGGUGAAGACCGGCUCAAGCUACACGCUGGCCGUGUGCCACUGGCUCUCCUCGCUGCACGGCUCCUUGUUCCCCCACCUCUCGCUCUCCAGUGAAGACAUGAUCGCAGCGUUCUCCCAGGCGGUCGACUGGGCCGGCUGCACCAUCCGGGCCUUCACCUGGCACCCUCACACCAGCAAGUUUGCUGUGGCUCUUCUGGAUGAUUCCAUUCGGGUCUACAACUCCAGCAGUGCCACCAUCCCCUCGCUGAAGCAUCGCCUGCAGAGGAACGUGGCUGCCAUGGCCUGGAAGCCUCUCUGCGCCUCCAUCCUCGCUGUCGCCUGCCAGAGCUGCGUCCUUGUCUGGCACCUGGAUCCCACCUCCCUCUCCACGAGGCCGUCAUCCGGUUGCGCUCAGGUGCUGUCCUACCCCGGACAUAGCCCCGUCACCAGCCUGGCGUGGGCUCCCAGUGGGGAGCUGCUGCUCUCGGCAUCCCCAGUUGACACGGCCAUGCUGGUCUGGAAUGUGUCCACGGAAAAUUGUGUCCAGCUGCAGUGGUUUGGGGGUGGUGGCGUCACCUACUUGGCUUGGUCGCCCGAUGGCAGCAAGGUCCUGGCGGCCACUCCCUCUGCAGUGUUCAGAGUGUGGGAGGCUCAGAUGUGGACGUGCGAGCGCUGGCCCACCCUCAAAGGACGCUGCCAGACGGGGUGCUGGAGCCCUGACGGCAGCCGAUUGCUCUUCACCGUGCUGGGCGAGUCCGUUAUCUACUCCUUAUCCUUCUCGGAGUACAGGGGGGAGAUGCAAGGGCAAGUGGGAGGCUCGAAAACAGCUUCGAUCGUGGCAGACCUGUCUGAGACAGUCUUUGAGACGCUCUACGGGGAGGAGAGGAUCGGAGGAGAAGUCCACUCCAUGGUGUGGGAUCCUACCGGUGAGAGGCUCGCCGUGAUCAUCAGGGGGCAUCCUGACGCUCCCAGGAGCCAGACGGUCAUUGCGGUGUUCCGCACCCGCAACAGCCCUGUGUUUGAGCUCCUGCCAUGUGGAUUCCUGCGAGGUGAGCGUGGGGCACAGCCUCAACUCAUCGCCUUCCACCCCUGCUUCAAGCAAGGUGCCCUCCUGACCGUGUGCUGGUCCACAGGGAAGAUCACCCACAUCCCUUUCUUCUUCGUGAGCGCCCACGUGCCCUGCGUCAGCCCCAGCCGCAGCCCCAUCUCCGUCAUGGCCAGCGUGCGGGAGCAGCCGCUCUUCUCGGAGCUGUGACAACACCUGUGACCUCAACAGCACCUUCCCAAGGAGCCAGUGACCUCCAUCCUCCUCCUGGGACACAGGGCAUGGCCUCAGGUGCCUUAAAUACCUCCUCGGGGUCACAGAACUCACAGGGCCUGUGCCGUAGGGAUUAAAGCCACCUCUUUUUCCA